UUAUUCUCUAAAGAUGGCAGCAUAAUCGCAAUUUAAAAUGUUCAGACUAGAAAAAAAUGAGAGCAACAUAAAAUUUAUUUUGAAUAACAUUUGUUUGUCUGUUUCGGUAAAUGUUGUUCAUUUGAGUUCUUUAAAUAGCAGUGCUAUUACUUAUAUUUUGUAUCUUUUAACGUGUAAAAAAUUUUCUAUAUUUUAAAAUAUUCAAGACGUGUCAAAUAUCUAACCCUGUUUUCUAUGGAGUGAAAGAAAUUUAGACCUCAAAUUACUACAAAUUUAGUUUUUUCUUAAUAUUGUUAAAUUGUUAAACAAAACGUGAAUAAGUAAUGGAAGUUAUCCAAUUAGGAAGUUCGUCUGAUGAUGAUAAUGAUUUGUAUUUAAAUUCUGUUAUUAAGCUGAAAGCCUUGAAACAAAAGCGAAUGUCCCCACAACAGAAUGAACUAGAGAAUGAAGAGAACGACAAAAAGAAUAAAGAAUUAUGCACAUGUGAUAAAAUUAAGAAAGUGCAACAUAACAAAACUGUACCAAAACAAAAAACAAGGAAUAAAAGAUCUACGCGUCGAUCAGUGAGACAAAGACAAAGAAGAAAUGCAUCAGAAACAGAUUCAGAUCUAGAAAUUGUUUCUGUAGAAGAACAAUCAAAAUCGCCCGAAAAUGAUAUAUUGAUAAUUGAAAAUAAUAUACAGGAAGAUCCAUAUUCUAACGAGAUUGAAAAUUAUGAAAUAAAUAUUAAAAUUCUCUGGCGAUCAAAGGACGUACAUCGUUUAAAUAUUUGUAGAAAUGAAAACUUCCAACAAAUUUUUGAGUAUUUUGCUAAUUUAGAACAAGUUUCAGUGGAUGAAAUUUUAAUAACAAAAGGAGAUAAAACUAUUAAAAAGAAUGAUACUCCAGCUUCAAUAAAUUUGUCUGUAAUAGACAUACUCGAGGGAGGUAUUGUUAAGAAAAAUAAUACUACACUUCAAAAAACUAUAAACAAUGAAGACACUUGUAUAAUAAAAAUACAAACAACAAGCAAGAAAAGUCUAAUUGUUUCUGUCAAACGAAAUGAACAUUUCAAAAGGUUAUUAGAAAAAUGUGUUGAAGAAUUUAAUGUUGAAGAAUCAAAAAUUAAACUGUAUUUUGAUGGAGAAUUAAUUGAAGCUACAAAUACACCUGAUUCAUUAGAAAUAGACGAUGAAGCCUGUUUUGAUCUUCAAUUAUCUUCUUAGUUCAUAGAGUUAGUCCUAUUUAUAAAAGAUAGAUUUGAUAAAUAAUAUAAUUUAUAUCUGUUUCUAAUUAAUUAUUUGUUCCAUGUAAAAGAAAUUACCAAAUUGAUCAAUUUAUAAACUUUUUUGAAAAUACAUAAAAUAUUAAUUAAUAGUUUCUAUGUAAGAAAAGAAAUACAUAAUACAAAAAAUAUAAAAAUUAGUUAUAAUGUGUAUUGAAAAUGUAAACUUGAUGCCUGUUAAAGUAAAUAUAAUAAACUUGUAUGUUCAACCAAAA
This is a messenger RNA of Frieseomelitta varia, 1479 nucleotides long. RefSeq lists its product as uncharacterized. The transcript has 6 exons. The coding region runs from base 324 to 1205 and encodes 293 amino acids. The record is from RefSeq and is a predicted model, not a curated record. Gene Ontology annotation, molecular function: protein binding. Lineage: Eukaryota; Metazoa; Arthropoda; Insecta; Hymenoptera; Apidae. Gene Ontology annotation, biological process: positive regulation of transcription by RNA polymerase II; cytokine production.